Molecule: messenger RNA, 381 nt
Organism: Acytostelium subglobosum LB1
Lineage: Eukaryota; Evosea; Eumycetozoa; Acytosteliales; Acytosteliaceae
Exons: 2
Coding region: 1-381 (126 amino acids)
Biological process (GO): response to oxidative stress
Source: RefSeq, a predicted model, not a curated record
AUGUCAUCCAAUCUACUUGCUAUAAAGACAUUGAGACCUGCAGUGGUCAGUCCAUCAUUGGACGCUGCUAGAAGAAGAUGCUUCAAGCUGUACAGAAACACAAUCAGAUCAUUGCCCGUGCUCGUUCAAUACUACAACCUCUCAUACAACAUUGAUGACAUGAAGAAGAGAGUUAAAGCCGACUUUAAACAAUAUCAAUCAGUUGCAGACAAGGGAAUGUUGGAUAGAUUUGCAUUCAUUGGUGAGACAGAGUUGUUUGAUGCAGUGUCAUUGCUCAAGACUAGAAGUCACGUCGUCAACUACUUUGAGGAACCAAUCGUCGUUCAGAAGCAACUGAGCGAGGGUGAGGAUCUGUUAAAGACAUUCUUUGCCAAGAUUUAA